Paramecium pentaurelia is the source of this 822-nucleotide messenger RNA. The record is from the annotation of a GenBank genome assembly. Lineage: Eukaryota; Ciliophora; Oligohymenophorea; Peniculida; Parameciidae.
AUGGAUGCUUUAAAUGAAAGUUUUUAAUAAUUACAUUUUAAAAAAGAGAAAUCAAGCAAUUUUUUAUCAUAAUUAUAUGAUUAAGAAAAUGAGGGAUUAGUUCCAAUAUUUAAAUUUGAGUUUAGAAGAAAUCAAUUAAAUUUCACUUAAAAAUUGUAUGAUUUUUAAAUGCUUUAAUUUUUAAGAGACCCAUUAAUUGAUCCAGAUUUAAAAUCAUAUCUAAGAAAUUUUAAUAUAGAUGAUAAAAAUUCAAUUUAUUUAGGCAAUAAAUUUGAUGGUAAGAAACAUGGAUUAGGAUUAAGUAGAAUAAAUCAAAAUCAUUUAAAAUUUGGAAUAUUCUCAUUAGACUAAAUAAAAUGGGGCUGGGAAAUUAUCUUAAAGAAAAAUAAUUUUAUCAGUUUCUAUAAAGGAUAUUUUUUAAAUGAACAAAAAGAUGGAAUAGGAAUAUAAAGACAAUAUAAUUUUUAAGGACUUGAUCCAAACGAAAUUGAUGAAUAUGUAGGUAAGUUUUCGAAAGAUAAGAGGGAUGGAGAGGGUAUAUAUAAAAAUUUUGGAUUGAAAAUCGUAAAAAAAGGAGAAUUCAAAGAUGAUAAAUUGAAUGGUUUAGUCAAUAUAUACGAAAAUUAUGAUGAUAUUAUUUUCAUAGGAUAUUUUAAAAAUGACAAAAAACAUGGAUUUGGAAAAGUAAUCAAUUCGAAAGAUAAUUAUGAGAUUUUAGGGGAUUAUUACGAGGAUUAAUAAACUGGCGAACAUAAAAAAUUAUAUCAAGAUGGUAGAACUGAAACAAUAACUUAUCCAUCAAAGUUAUGCUCUAUCUUUUGA